Molecule: messenger RNA, 4148 nt
Organism: Effrenium voratum
Lineage: Eukaryota; Dinophyceae; Suessiales; Symbiodiniaceae
Source: the annotation of a GenBank genome assembly
CGGCGGGAGCAUGCAGACUUGAAAGGCAGGAAACCCUCGUCGCGCACCAGACGACCUUGGGACUCCGAAGGCCAUUCCUUCUCUGAAACGGCAACUCACAGCGCGCCAAGAGAGCUGCUACAUGCACCCAAAGAAGAAUGGCGAACAGACAGCAUUUGCUGACGAUUAUGAGGAAGAGCGUUGCAAGCCAUUGCUCAGGCCUCGUGGGCUUGAUUGUUUUUGAAUAUCAGGUUCUGAAAAUAUCCGUGGCCCGAUUCUCCCUAGAUGCCGCUGCAUCUCUUCCAGGAGCUUUGCUGUUAUCAACGAUAUGUUUCACCGUGGUGGCCCUGACGGCCAGCGCAAGCUUUAUUCUGACCGACUACUUGCGCCGGGUUGCAAUUGACGAGGCAGUGACACAGGGCGUUGGGCUUCGCUUGAAUGCGCAACCUCUCCACAAGACACGACUCGGAGGGCUGACUUUACUGCUCGCUGGUGUGAACCAGAUACUUUUGUUUGCUGAUUUGUUUGUGGCCGACUGGAACCCAGUCGUCGGAAACCUGAAGGAUGCUUUGGAGGUCGGCCAGCACGAGGUUAUGAUGUGCCUUUUACCUUUGGUGUGGUACUUUCUAAGUCUCUCAUCAAUUUGUGAAUGUCCCCUGCUGCCAUGGUCAGCAGUUCAAAGCGCGUUCCAAGAACAGAUCCCGCUGUGUAACUUCCUGACCAGGCAAGGGGAUCGUCCCCAGCAAAGCCAAAGUGGGCAAAGCCGCACCAGUUUUGGGUCUCGCUCGCAGAGGCGGCCAGACAAUUGCAACGAACAGAGCAUGGUUGAAAUGGUGCAUAUGAGCCAGCCGCCAAAUCCCAGUCGGACAAGCUUUUCACAAGAGACGGUGCAGGCAAGUCAGCUUGCGAAAGAAGACGACAAAGAGAGCGGCGAUCUUGGGUAUUUACUGGCAGGUUUCCCGAAGCUCAUGGCGGCGCGGCCAUAUUCCACCUGUACUCAUCUUCUUCUCGUUCUAGCAUCUGUCGCGACCCUCUCCGUCGCAUCAGGUGUGUUGCUCAAGCAGUACCGAUUUUCCUUCGAGCCUCGGCUUUUGACUUGUGAGUCUAUUGGGGGUAGACUGAUCAAAGUGGAUCGUUUGCUUGCAAACACUUUGCCCGUGAAUUACUACAUUCUGCCUGAAGACAAAACUGUGCCAGUCACCCUCUUCCUGCAGCCAGAUCCCACUCUCGCUACAAGAUUAGCUUGGCAUCCACCUGGCGGCGCAAAUGAGAGGUGGCAGAUUCAGCGUGCGCGGUUCAAGGCGCCAGCCGUGCACAACUUCACGCUUUUGCCUGAACAGUUUGGGUUGCCUGCUAGUAUUCGGAUGACAGGCAUAAUCGACAAGACGAUUACAUUUCUGGUUCUGGGAGUGAGCCAAGUACGCGCUUGGCUGCGGGAUGACCUGCUUGGUGAUUGGAAGCACCAGCCCUGGCAAUCGUGGCACGUCAAUAGAGCGCGGCUUACCCAGCAGACGUCCGGGCCUCAAGCUGUAAGCUUUACGGUUCAAGCUGACUGGGCGUUGUUGGAUUUACAAUACGAGAUGACUCUGAAACCUUUUGAGGGUGGCGGUGCAAUGGUGACGCCCUCCUGUUCGAGUCGAUUGCAGCAAGCCACAGCAAAAGAGAUUCGGUGCUUCUGGCAGGAGAAUGGACAGUUUUUUCCCGAAUGCCCUGGAUCAUGCGAUGUCAACAUGACUUUAAAGGUUGCGCCGAGGGAUGCCGGUCAGCAGACUGUAUUCCGGUUUCAGUUGAGCCAGACAUACCAGCUUUCGAUGCAGGUCGAGCAGAACCAAGGUUUUGUUUUGAACCAACUCCGUCGCAUUCAGCGUGACUUUGACUGGGCCGCUGAUCUCAAGGAUUCUCACACCAUGAAGGUGCUUCGUGAGCGGAGGGGCAAGUUGUUGGAGGAGGAAUACGCGAAGGAGAUCAAGACAAGAUGCCCGUCAACCCCUGCAGAAUGUGACAGCAGCGCAUCACGCAUCAUUUUGGUUGGGCUCACUGGUGCUGGAAAGUCGUCCGUUUGCCGGUAUAUCACAAAUAGCGCGCAGUGCGAACCUUCCAACAGUUUAAAGUCACACACCAGUAAGGUCACAGAGGUGGUGCAAAGAGCCUUCGGCGAUUGCAGUAAAACAUGUGUACAUGUUUUUGACAUUCCAGGGUAUAGAGACACGCGGGGAGAAGCGUUUGACCAGGAACAGUGGAGCAGAACCAUGCAUGAGCUCAACCGCAGGAACAGAGGCCGUCCUGUCAAACAAAUUGUGUGGGUGGUCAAUGGUGCCAGCAAGAGGUACCAGCAGAUGCACAGGGACAUGCUGUUAGCGUACCGGCGCUAUUUCGGAACUGCUUUCUACAGACACCUCACUCUUCUGGUGAAUUUUGUGCGAACGGCGCAGUACGGUCCAUCAUUGGCGCAUGCGCAGGAGUGGACAGACGCUUUUUCUGCCGAAGUUUUGGAAGGAGAACGUCAAAUCCUAGGCGGAAAUUCGGGGCAAUGGAAUGCUGUUCGUGGCGCUACAUCUCGAGCAGUGGCGGACAAUCUGAAGGUUAUUGUGGCAGAUGCAGAUCCAGACAGAUUGGAGGAAGCAGAGUUGAGCGUUCCGCUUUCGGCGCCAUUUGUGCACCAGUUGAAGGAGUUCCAAGAAGCGAACUUGGCAGGUUUGAUCCGCAUGAUGGAUGGAUUUGCCGAAGAUACCCAAGAUGGCCUUUGGUUGAAUGCGACAUGUGCUCAGAUGGGAUGGGGCACCUUGAGCGCGCAGGAGACAACUGCCGAAAUUGAUGUCAUUCGCAGUCAGACCCGCGUAUCCGUGCUUGUGAAGGGCAGCUAUCUUGGACUGCAGGAUCAGCUUUCAGUGCAGCCACUUUCAAGCAAGUGCACCGCACAGCCGCCUGAUGGCAUUGUGCUGAAACCAGACGCAGGUAGUGACGUGCCCGACAGUCUGACCUUCACUUUUUUCGCGGGUGUUCUCGACAACGCAACCUUGACAGACGUGGAGGCUGUUCGGCUAUGUUUUGCCGAAGCUGCGCCAUUCCCGGCGUUUUGCCAGGAUGGGGGUCUCUUUCCUAUUCGUUCAAGGUUCACCAGAGCGCUCAGCAUGAGCGUUCCCAACCUGCAGAAGAUAAAGUGCAAACCUUGCCGCCUGGGGGGUAAGACAGAAGCGCUGCGCAGGCAUCCUUGUAAGUACACAUGUGUGCCAGGCAGCAGGCCCGUUGGGUUUGAGAAUCUCUCGUGCAGCAGCCUGGCAGUCGUCCGCCACCCAGAAGACAACACGAUGAUGUUUGUUCCACGUCUGCCAGUUCUUCCCGAGUGCAAACCCGUGCCUUGCCCACUCGGAUCGUGGGGAAGCGAUGUUGUCACCGGCUGCGGGUGCGGCCCGUUCCAUCGUGGCGACGUUGCGGCCACCAUCACAGCGCCAUACUAUCGCUUCAGCUGUGUGCGGUGGCUACGCAAUGGCCGUGUGCGAAUCACCAAAGCGAGGGGACAAGAUCUAGGACGAUACCUGUCGUCCCGCAGAGAUGGCUUUUGGAUAACCAAUGGUGAGCGCGACGCUCUCUCAACGUGGGUGGUGGUCCAUGCAGCACCUGUGGAGUGGGAGAUCGAGUACAAAGCAAUCAAACCGGGGGAAGAGUUUGAUGUGCCAGUCUUUCGUUUGAGGAAGGCUUCCGGGUCUGAUGUUGGCUGCUAUCUCGCAACGGCCGGGCCUGACCCUGACCGAUGGAAGCAUUCUCCAACAACCAGCUAUGCCUUUGUGUCCUGCGCAACGCGUGAACGACACAAUACGUGGUGGAGCUUCUUUAUUGCGGAUUGGCAUUACGAAAAAGACAAAGCGCUUCGGGUGAUUCCAUCCCGUAAGUUUGUCACUCAGAUUUUCAAGAGUCGACCUCCAGGCACCGCCGGACCAGAGCCCCAUCUGAUCCUUGACUUGGGUAGGGCGCUUGUAACAAGAAAUUCUUUGCGUAAUGAAGCUUCAAGUUGGGUUUUUGCUGAAACAGAGACUGCGUACACUCCGAAUUGGGAGGUGGAGUAUGUUUGACCCUCACUGCCUGAAAAGCGCAGCUGGGGAUUUGCAUUUUCGUUCUUGGAUGUUCAGAGAGCGUGCAGGUGUGUAACCAGGAGGACAAGAAGCGAGGCG